This is a messenger RNA of Ornithorhynchus anatinus (platypus), 1820 nucleotides long. RefSeq names its product transmembrane p24 trafficking protein 9 (gene TMED9). The coding region runs from base 28 to 738 and encodes 236 amino acids. Gene Ontology annotation, biological process: COPI coating of Golgi vesicle; endoplasmic reticulum to Golgi vesicle-mediated transport; Golgi organization. The transcript is spliced from 5 exons. The record is from RefSeq and is a predicted model, not a curated record. Gene Ontology annotation, cellular component: endoplasmic reticulum-Golgi intermediate compartment; Golgi apparatus; COPII-coated ER to Golgi transport vesicle. Lineage: Eukaryota; Metazoa; Chordata; Mammalia; Monotremata; Ornithorhynchidae.
CAGGCCCAGCCCCAGCCCCCCCCCAAGAUGGCGGCGGGGGCGACGGCCACGCUGAGGCCGAGGGCAGCUGGCUCGGCCCGCGGGCCCCCGCUCGGCCUGGCCCUCUGGCUCCUGGCCGGCCUGGCGGCCCCAGGAUCCGCCCUCUACUUCCACAUCGGCGAGACGGAGAAGAAGUGCUUCAUCGAGGAGAUCCCGGACGAGACCAUGGUCAUAGGGAACUACCGGACCCAGCUGUACGACAAGCAGCGGGAAGAAUACCAGCCCGCCACCCCGGGACUCGGCAUGUUUGUGGAGGUGAAGGACCCCGACGACAAGGUGAUCCUGUCGCGGCAGUACGGCUCCCAAGGCCGCUUCACGUUCACCUCACACACCCCCGGAGAGCACCAGAUCUGCUUGCAUUCCAACUCCACCAAGUUCUCCCUCUUUGCCGGAGGCAUGCUGAGAGUCCACCUCGACAUCCAGGUGGGUGAACACGCCAACGAUUAUGCCGAGAUCGCCGCCAAGGACAAGCUGAGUGAGCUGCAGCUGAGGGUCCGGCAGCUGGUGGAGCAGGUGGAGCAGAUCCAGAAGGAGCAGAAUUACCAGCGGUGGCGGGAAGAGCGUUUCCGCCAGACGAGCGAGAGCACCAACCAGCGCGUCCUGUGGUGGUCCAUCGCCCAGACUCUCAUCCUCGUGGCCAUCGGCGCCUGGCAGAUGAGGCACCUCAAGAGCUUCUUUGAAGCCAAGAAGCUGGUGUGAGGGGGUCCGUCCCCCCGCCCCCCACACCGCCCCAUCAUCGCCGCACAAGUUCAAGGCGGGGCCGGGGCAGUGCCAGCCCCUCUCCCUCCCCCUCCAGCUCUGAAACUGGGGAGAAGGAGCUCCGGGGCAGCCCGCUUCACCCCGCCCCCACCCCGGGGCCUGGGAGGGACCUUCCGCUCCGAGCCGGCGCCGGGGGUGGCUUUCUCCAGCCAGUUCCUCUCCUGCUUCUUUGUCACCGGGAGGUGGGCACACCUCACUCAGCCCCCUCCCCGCCGAGGCCGACCACCCUCCCUCGGCUGACAGAUAUUCGGUCGCCGUGAGCGGCUCCACUCGCCCCUCGGGCCCGAAGGGCGGUCAGCGCGCGCUGCUGGGCCGUGUGCAGUAAUGGGCAACGGGGGGCAGCCUCUUGGCAAUUGGGGGGGGACCGGUGAACCCCGGAGGAGCGGGCGGGGGCCCCGUCGAGCACCUCAGAACCAGUGUUACCUAUCAGGGAUGUGCGUCUGUCUGUCCGUCCGUCCGCCAUCCAGUUUUGGCUUUCCUUUUGUCUUCCUUUACUUCUGUUGACUCUCGCUUGGGGCUUUGCAGCGGGUCAGCCGGGAGGGUGGAGCGGCGAGGCGGUGUUACCUCCCCUCCACCCCCCACUGCUAAGGACGAUGUGCCCUUCUCAUCCGGCCCCCUUCUGGACGGGCACCGGCCUGCUCGUGGUGGGUCGUACACCCAGACCCUCAGAGCUAGGCCCCGGGAGGUCCCGAACGGCGUGUGGUAAACCCCGGCCUGAAGGCCUGGAAAAGCUCCGUUGCCACCUCCGCCCGCAUCGCGCAUCGCUUAGCCAGCAGAGGGGACCCCCCCACGGGGAUCUGGGGUCCCGGCCCCACAGACUGUCCCGCCUGGAGGCCGUGGGAUCGGGGCAGGGGAGGCCUGAGGGAGCAGCAUCGGGGUGGGUACGAAUGGGUGGCGAGCAACGCCCGAGACCCCGGAAGGGGAACUGGGGCAACAGGGAUCUCUCUUUGUUACUGACUUUGUUUUGGAAUAAUUUUGGGUUUGUUACAUGGUUUUCCCAAUAAAGAUUUUCUUUAGGGCCC